Molecule: messenger RNA, 2103 nt
Organism: Sycon ciliatum
Lineage: Eukaryota; Metazoa; Porifera; Calcarea; Leucosolenida; Sycettidae
Product: ORM1-like protein 1
Exons: 2
Coding region: 287-751 (154 amino acids)
Biological process (GO): intracellular sphingolipid homeostasis; sphingolipid biosynthetic process; ceramide metabolic process
Cellular component (GO): endoplasmic reticulum membrane
Source: RefSeq, a predicted model, not a curated record
GAUCGUCAUGCGUUUCUUUUUCGAGGAAGGUCAUCAGGGUAUUUGCAGAACGUGGAUUUACCUCGAUAGCGUGCAUUGUAAACCCAUUUCCUUGAGAGUGUUGGUUGAGUCCCGACGUUGUUGGCUACUUGCUGUGCUAUCAUCGCAUUUGUUGUGAUCUUCCGAUGGUGCAUAACUUUUGAGCCAUUGUCGUACAAUUUCUUUUCAAAAUUCAAAGGAUAUUGUGAAUUUGUGAGCCAAAGUAAAACUUGCUAUUCACCAGAAUUGCGUUGGCUGGUUGGCUAAGAUGAAUUGUGAGCGUCGCAGCGGUGAUACGGAGAAUCCGAAUGAGUCCUGGCUCAGUAAUCGUGGUGCCUGGUUCACCUGGGUGGGAGUAACACUGGGAGUUCAUUUCUGCUUUCUAUGCCUGCCACCACUGAGUACUGCUCACGCAUGGACCCUUACCAAUGCUGUACACACCGCUGUUAUGUUCUUCAUCCUGCACAUGGUGAAGGGCAGUCCGUUCGGCGGUGCGUCAGAUGGUGAAGAGCGCUACCUCACCCAUUGGGAACAGAUUGACGGCGGUAAGCAGUUCACCGCCACCAAGAAAUUCCUGACUGCCUUUCCUGUCGUCCUGUUCCUCCUGGCUAGCUUCUAUACAUCGUACGAGUUCACUCACUUUGUAGCUAAUCUUACCUUAAUGCUGCUGGCAGUGAUUCCCAAGUUGCCACAACUGCACGGUGUGCGCCUGUUUGGUAUCAACAAGUAUUGAGUUUGAAGUAGGUGAGAGUGCUACAACCACCGCUGCUGUAGCUGUUCAGUGCGAGAGCGGUUGGAGGAUCACGUGACGUUGAUGCCUCAUGUGUUGCCGUUUCCAUGCAAAUCCUUGGUCCCGCGGGCUCUCUUUAUGCUCUACCAAUGGAGCCGCUGGACACACUCCCGCCCUGGGCACACUGGUAGUGGAGCAGUGCGUUGAUGCGGUUUAUUCUCUUUUUGUCGGUGACAUGUUCAAAUCCCAACUGAUGACCACAAGACGUUGUUCCUUCAUCUUUCGUCUUCUGGCAUAUGCUAUCUUAUGUCACUUUGGUCGCAACAGCACGAGCUGUGUUUGGUCUCUUCUAUACUGGUCACCAAUAGUAGGCAUGUAUAACAGUGAUUUGCCACGUAGAUCCUGUCAUUGUCCAAGUCAUACUGAAGUCGAAUUCGUACUCCCUUCCCCCCCCCCCCCCCCCGUGUGUGCCAGCCGUUUCUUGGCAUGCUUGCCAGUCUCUCUCUUCUCUCUCUCUCUCUCUCUCUCUCUCUCUCUCUCUCUCUCUCUCUCUCUCUCUCUCUCUCUCUCUCUCGUACUGGCUGGUGAGCAAUGCUGGUGCUGUAGUGGAGCUGUUUGUACACAUGUACAGUGACCACUGACGGUCCCGUCCCGGCUAAGAACGCCAGUCAGGCUAUUGUUAUUACCGAGUAGUUCCUGCAGCUGGGUGCUCCAGAUCCAGAUUAUUGACUGUCAGUAAGAGUAUAGUAUGAGUCCGCUGCAGUAUGUCGCUAGUACUCCUGUUUUGUAGAUCUACUUGUAGUGCCAGUAGUAGUCAUCUCUGAACGGAGCACCUACACAAUAUAUUAUCCUUCUGUACUUGGCUUUGGCAGUAUCCUGGAGCCGUAAUGUUGUUACACAGAUUAUCCAGCUAAGUAGCUGAUGUAGAAGAAUUGCUGCUAAAGUCAUUCUAAUGAGAUCGUUCUCUUUCUCUCUCUCUCUCUUGUUUUUACGUAUGCUUUAUCCCCUGUUUUAUCUGACUGUGGUCGUUUGUGCAUGCAUGAUGAUAAACAUGUCGGUGUGUGUGCCAUUGUGGUAUUAUCCUGCCUUGGCAUUCUCUCCUGCCCUUCUUUCUUCGUUUUUUAAAUAGUGUUAUAACGUCUUUCUAGCAGCUUGUAUGCUGUUUUUUUUUACUUUGCUUGAGGAUGUUGCUGAGGGCCGUUUUUAUUUCUUCUUGCUUGUGUUGUACACUAUCUGUGUUGCUUCGCCAAAUUAUGGAUAUCAUUUUAACGCCUAUCUGACUUUGAUUUUGGUACUGGUUUUUGCUUAAACCCGGACAGGUUGCGUAUGGGUAAUGAAAAUACUGACAAUUCGUA